AUGACAGGUGUUGAGAAAGUUUAUCUUAGUUCUGAUAGCAUUGAUAAAUCAGAUGGCAAUGUUGGUAGUUACAAUGAUGCUUUUUCAGUCGAGUUUUUGAACACCAUUAAAUGUUCUGGUGUACCAAAUCAUGAGAUUAGAUUGAAAAUUGGAUCACCUGUGACGCUGUUAAGAAACUUUGAUCAAACACCUGGCUUAUGCAAUGGUAUAUGUUUAAUCGUAAAUCAGUUAGGUCAUCACAUUAUUGAGGCGACAAUUUUGUCAAGAUGUAAUAAGGGAGACAAGGUUUUUAUUCCACGCAUCGCACUUUCACCGUCAGAUUCUUCGUGUUUUCCGGUUCGUCUACACAUAAGGCAAUUUCCUUUGUCUCUCUGUGUUGCAAUGACUAUGAAUAAAAGUCAAGGACAAUCUUUGAAACACGUUGGAUUAUUUUUGCCAAAACCUAUAUUCAGCCAGGGUCAACUAUAUAUUGCAGUAUCUAGAAUUACAAGUAGGAAAGGACUUAAGGUCUUAAUAUGUGACAAAGAUAACAAUAUUUGUACGUCAACUCAUAAUGUUGUCUACAAAGAAGUGUUUCAAAAUUUAUAG
This is a messenger RNA of Amaranthus tricolor (Joseph's coat), 588 nucleotides long. RefSeq lists its product as uncharacterized. The transcript has a single exon. Lineage: Eukaryota; Viridiplantae; Streptophyta; Magnoliopsida; Caryophyllales; Amaranthaceae. Bases 1 to 588 code for a protein of 195 amino acids. The record is from RefSeq and is a predicted model, not a curated record.